Molecule: messenger RNA, 1761 nt
Organism: Etheostoma spectabile (orangethroat darter)
Lineage: Eukaryota; Metazoa; Chordata; Actinopteri; Perciformes; Percidae
Gene: chrdl2
Product: chordin-like 2
Exons: 11
Coding region: 116-1441 (441 amino acids)
Biological process (GO): negative regulation of BMP signaling pathway; cell differentiation
Molecular function (GO): BMP binding
Source: RefSeq, a predicted model, not a curated record
GGAUAAACCAAAAGAACAGUUUGAUGUACAUUUUUGUAUCCUUGUCUCAAAGUCCAGAGGUUCUGUCCUGCAGAAACACACUUAUUGCGCACUGAAGACUCAGUAAGUCACGCACAUGUUAAAAAUGAAGUCCACGUUUUUCUUCUUUUUCACCAUUUGGUUUGCAGAUGCAGAGCUAAAACCCCGGAAAGGGUCCGGGGUGGUAUGUACUUUCAAAGACAAGACAUACAGCCCAGGAGACAGCUGGCAUCCCUACCUAGAGCCCUUCGGGUACAUGUUCUGUAUGCGCUGUGUCUGCACAGAGACAGGUCAUGUGAAAUGUAACACAAUCAAGUGUCCUGCUCUGCCAUGUGAACACCCAGUAGCUGAGCCUCGCCAGUGUUGUCCAAGAUGCACAGAUGAGCCCAGGAUCCCUGCAGGGCUGCGAGCUUCAGUGAAAUCCUGCAGGUAUAAUGGAAGUAUUUAUCAGCCAGGGGAGACCUUCACAAAGCUCGACCUCUUCCCCUCCAAGCAAAGCAAUCAAUGUGUUAUGUGCACAUGCUCUAAUGGAAACAUUUUCUGUGCUCUGAAAACAUGCCAACCCAUCACCUGUUCCUCACCAGUCUCUGUCCCAGAUACCUGCUGUUUGGUGUGUAAAGAUCAUGGCACCAGUGGGUCCUCAUCAACUGAGGAUGGAAACCAGCAACUGAACAGAGGCGUUAGGCAUUCAGUUGACCAGUGUUCUGGAGAGCAGAGCAGGGUGCGGUCCGACCGUGCCACUUCACCCAGAGUCAGGACUUCUCCCAGAGGCCUGAGCCUCAGUAAACUCAACCUCAAAGGGGCUUCAGAGACCACCGUGAAGAUUUUGUUGCAGAGAAAACACCAAAGAGCGUGCUUAUACAAUGGCAAGACGUACUCUCAUGGAGACCUUUGGCACCCAGUUUUGGGUAAGGUCCUGGAGUGCAUCCUGUGCACUUGUACUGAUGGCCUCCAGGACUGUAAACGCAUCACGUGUCCCAGCCAGUACCCGUGCCCACAUCCUAUGAAAUCAGCGGGAAAGUGCUGCAAGACUUGUGCAGAAAGUAAAGCUGAACGUAACCAGACCCAGUGUUAUCUCGGAUAUAAAAAUAACCUCUUGGUGUAUAAAGUAAACUCACCCAACACUGUUAGGAUCAUGGCUGUUGAAAGACAAAGUACUGCUGAGGUUGAAGUGCAAGUAUGGAAGACUGUCGAAGGUGUGUUACAAUUAAUGGAAAUUGGUUACGUUCAAAGAAAAGACAUUGUGGAUCAUCCAGAAAAUUACACAUUACUUACAACACUUGAUGAAGGGACAUGGAGAAAAUUUAAAGAGGAGAGAGAAAAUCUGAGCACAGCUCCUCAGACCACACUGUGUGAAGAUGGCAUACGAGAGAUGGUCGCCUUUCUAAAUCCCAAGCUGAUAGAAGACCUGUGUUCACCCUGAUGGUUUUUGCUGCCUUGACUCUCUUUUUACAACGAUAUUCCCAAUAACAUACAGUACAUACUUUAUUCAUUUAUGCAUGUUGCACUUGGGUCUCCUGUCAUUCCUGUAAUACAAGUGGAAUUACUCAUUUAUAAUAUUGUUUAUUGACUGAUACAUUGUUGUCAGUCAUGUUUUAAUCAUCACAUAUUUUUAUGUAAAUUAUUAGGUUACAAAACACAGGCUAUAAUAGUGUUUUAUAACUGUCAUGUCAACCUCAGUAUCCAGUUAAUAACUUAGGGGUUACAACUUUGUUGACUCAGUAAUGAAAUGUAUAGUGCAUC